Molecule: messenger RNA, 987 nt
Organism: Penicillium bovifimosum
Lineage: Eukaryota; Fungi; Ascomycota; Eurotiomycetes; Eurotiales; Aspergillaceae
Exons: 1
Coding region: 1-987 (328 amino acids)
Source: RefSeq, a predicted model, not a curated record
AUGUCCCGUCCUUACCAUCCCUACAAUCUCCUAAUCUUAAUUACUAUUUUCUGUCUAUUACCCACAACAUGGGCUCAAGCCCAACCACAGGAGCCCACAUCAGCUUUGAUUGCACGUCUGAUCGACGUGCGAUCAACCUGGGACCCGAGUGGAUCGAUCUUCGCAGAGCGUCGAUCACCAGCAACACCUACUACAGAAGAAACAAUAACCGUCCGUCGACGAACAAUCGUCACAGCGACAACCUCAACCCCCUCAGGCAUGCCCAAGCCAUUCGACACACUCGCUUACGACUUCGCCGACGCACCAAGCUGUCUCGACUUCUUCAGCAAAUGGCGCAGCAACGAAACAAUAGCCAACUGCAACGCCAUCUCCCUCCUCCUCGAGAACUCAAAUGCAUUCUUCCACACCCUCAACUCCGCCCCGGCGACAUCCCGCAUUCUUGAUAAAUCCUGUUCCGCAGAUGUAUCGCAAUGCGCAUCCAUCAUGACGGAUCUCGCAGCGGAUUUACUGAAAGCCGAAAACUGCGGCGAAGACUAUGGAAAAGAUAACUCGGUCGUCAAGGGCACGUACCGCGAUCUAGUCGCUUACGAAGCGACGUAUCGUGCUACUUGUCUCACCAGCCCGUCAACUAAGGACUAUUGCUUCGUCGACGCGGUGUCGAACUCUACCUCACCCGACGACUACACCGUCUACUUCAUGCCAAUCGGUGUCCCGCUCAGCGAGGGCGCUGCGCCAACUUGUAACAAGUGUCUGAAGGCGACCAUGGCGCUGUUCUCGCGCUGGGCAAAACGUGAUGGCCAGCCGCUUGCUUCGACGUAUGUUCCUUCGGCGAAGAUUGUCAAUGCGCACUGUGGUGCUGGCUUCGCUGCUACUAAUAUAACUGUUGGCUCGGAAGACGUUAUGGCGGGGGCUGGUCUUACUGCUCCGCUGCCGAGUCUGGGAAUUGCGGCAGUUUUGGGACUUGUCCCGUUGAUGGGAUUGUUUUGA